This is a messenger RNA of Geodia barretti, 1017 nucleotides long. The record is from the annotation of a GenBank genome assembly. Lineage: Eukaryota; Metazoa; Porifera; Demospongiae; Tetractinellida; Geodiidae.
AUGUACCGUUCUCUCAGCAUAGAAAACUUCCGUCUAUUUGACCGCCUCAAAGUGGAGCCGCUGUCUCGCAUCACCCUGAUUGCCGGCGAAAACAACGUGGGCAAGACCGCUUUGCUGGAAGCCUUGUGGUUGCUCAGCCGUCCCUCGCACGCAUUGGAUGCGCCCCGUGCCAUCAGGCGCCGCGGCGUCCGAGGUGGUGAGCAGGAGGGACUGUUCGAAAGCUUGUUUUUCAACUAUGAGACCGGCCUGCUAAUUGGCUUGGAGGCAGAGAAUCAGGCGGGAAAUGGUGGCGUGAGCCUUACUAUCAAAUGCCAGCCAAGAAAGGAGCGGUCCCUUGUUGACUGGUCUAACGAGUCGGAUACUGAAUUUGAAAACGCGUCCACCAAUGUGGUUGAUUUCGAUAGCGAGUUGGUGUUCCAGCAUACAGACGAGUCCGGUCACAAUUACCGAACUACCGCCUGGAUUGAAGCGGAAACAAAAACGGGGAUGCCACAAACCGUUGUAAAGCAAGACACGUUUCCUAGCUCGACUAGCAAUCGCCCUUGCGAGUUUGAAUCUCCAGGAAAGAGGCACGGCGCCCGCAGCUUGGCCGCCCUCUUUGGCCGAGCACAGAUGGGGAAUUAUGUGCCCCAAAUCGAAAAGGCAGUACGUCUACUCGAACCGAGAUUGCAGCGACUGGAAGUAAUCACCGACCGCCGCGGAACCCCCGAGAUUCACGCAGACAUUGGCAUAGAGAGACCCUUCCCAAUUUCGGUCAUGGGGGAGGGGACCAAGAGCCUGCUGGCUCUGGUGCUUUCGUUUAUGAAGGCCAAGGACGGUCUUUUGCUGGUCGAUGAAAUCGAAAACGGCAUACACUACAGCAAGCUUCCUGAAGUUUGGAACACGAUUGAGCGGCUUUCCCGCGAGUUCAAUGUGCAGGUAUUCGCCACUACCCACAGCUACGAGUGCGUCAAGGCUGCGCAUGCUGCAUUUAAACAUGCCGAACUGGAUGAUGAUUUUUCAUUGAUGCGAUUUUAG